Molecule: messenger RNA, 2607 nt
Organism: Octopus bimaculoides (California two-spot octopus)
Lineage: Eukaryota; Metazoa; Mollusca; Cephalopoda; Octopoda; Octopodidae
Cellular component (GO): nucleus
Source: RefSeq, a predicted model, not a curated record
GUUAGAUAGAUAGAGAAAGAGCGAGGGAGAGAGAGAGAGAGACAAAGAGCGAGGGUGAGAGAGAAGCAGCGUCGUCGUCCCGGCAUGCAUCAGUCCCAUCAUGGCAGUAAACUAAAUAAAAAAGAAACGAAACCAUGAACGACACCAAGUUUCUGUUUAAGAAAAGAUCGAAGAAACGAAAUUUCUCCGAAAAGGAGGUGUCGAUCCUAACUCAUGAAUACGAAAAACACAUGAUAAUCCUCAACUCGAAACUGACCAAUUCCAUUACGAACCAGAAGAAGCAGAGGAUCUGGGAGCGCAUUACCGAUGCUAUUAAUGCCGUUGGUGUCAACAGACGUCGUGUGAGCGAAGUGAAGGAGAAAUGGAGAAAUAUGCAGAGGAAAGCGAGGCGAAUGUUCGCCGAAAGAAAGAUCAACCUUCGAACUUUCGAAGAACUGGACAAUCUGAACAUCGCUACGACCAGUCCGUCGUCUUUGAUUAAUGGUAACCGGGUGGUUAGGUUAGCAGCUAUCGGUCCGGACAAACAACAACAUGUACAACAGCAACAACAACAGCAACCACAACAACAACCACCACCGCCGCCAUCGUUGCUCGAUGUUCAAUUGGAACCUUUGGGUGGCGGCGGCGGCGGCGGUGUUGUGAUCACCGCCGCCGAUGGCAUCGAUCCCACUGCUACUGUUACACAGGUGACCACUGAUGGAAGCGAUCCCGGGUACUCGAUCGCCGCUGGCUCCACCACUGUAACUACUACGGUAAACGGUAACAACAGCAAUAUUAACAUCAACAGUAUUAAAAAUAAUAAUACGAACAGUAAUCACGUCCCAAAUAACAAUAACACACUUGUCAGUAAUGCGACUGUUGUUACCAAUUCCCUCAUUAAUGGGGACAGUCUCGUGAACGACCCUGGCGUUGGAGAAGACCUUACAAUCGUUAUAAAAGAAGAAAUUCCAGAUCCUGUUUUAAAAGAUGAACCAUUAUUGACCAAUGAAAUCCAGAAUGAACCAGUUGAAAGAGUUUUAACAGAUGGAGCCAAUACCGAAAUAUUACCAGACUCUGUUACCUGCAAUGCGGCUUCCAUUGCUGACAACAACUACAACAAUUACAAUUCUCAUAAAUUUACCAUUAAUCUCACAGACAACAAUGCUGGCACCACCACUCACACACCAGCGCGGACACCAUCCAGGUCACAGCGACCUUUCACCUCUUUCAACUCAUCUAAAUUACGUCCAUUAACCGGUAUGUCGCUGUCAACAAAAAGGAUGUACUCUUCACCAUUGUCAUCAACUCGGCCAUUUUCUCGCAACAGAUCUGUUCGUAACUUUCUGCUAAAGUCCUCCAACAGUGCCAUUCCCACAUCAAUGAUAUCCCCAAAUGCUUCGUCAAACUCCUCGUUACCGUCUCGCACUCUUAACUCUUACCGUUCCUUCCCAGUUUCCUCCGCGUCCCUGACGUCGUCGCCCCUCAACCAGGAGCCUUCACUGGCUGCCACACUUCCUCAUUCAGCUAAAUCUUCCCACCAAAGUUCCAUGAACUCAGCAGCCACCGUGACGCAAGGAGACCUUUUACAGCUCCAGUACGAAGUGCUGUUAGCAGACAAGAAGCGGAUCCAGACACAGACUCGAUACUACGAGAUGAAGAUGAAACGAAUAGAGUUUGAACUCUCAGGGCAAUCAAAUACAUUUUUUUAAUCAUUCAUUUCUUUUUUUUUUUUUUUUCCAUUUCUGUUAUUUCAAUAUUCUUGAGUGGCUGUGGUUAGCUCUGUUUCAAAAACACCCAAGAGACAAUGGUAACUUCUCAAGAGCAAGGUACGACACACAAGUCUGAUGAUCCAACAGUCUAGACAUGCAGAGAUCAGGCAUCGUCUAGAUUAUUGGUUACCAUCAAGCAUAUCUAUUUCACUGGGACACCAUUCUUUGAUCAGCACUUUAUCAAAAGCUGCGUUGUCUUGACUGUGGUGCCAGGCAUUCUUCAGAAAUAGUCACACCAAAAUACGUGAUUCACCAACUUAAAAGACAGAAAGAUUAAAAAGUUUGUUGAAAGAGAUUUGACUCUUACAUUCAGCAGAUAUAUUGGAGGCAGUCUCUGUGUAGUUUACUUGAUAUGCUAGAAAUAGCAGCUAAAUCUUCUACACGUUACGUACCAUAAUUUAAAGAAAGAGCACAUUGGAUAAUGUAGUCCUAGACACACAAUGUUAAAAAGAAAAAAUACAGGAUGGUCAUAUCUGAAAUGCCUUUGAUCAUAGAUCUAAUCAAUCAGUCAGGACUGACCUAGGGCUAAACAAUAAUUAUAUGAAUGUUCUCUGAUUUGCAUGGUCUACAUUGUAAAGACACAAGGAUUUGUUUCCUUUCCCUUUAUUGAGCAGCUUUAGUCACCACAGUGAAGCUCCGACACAGACUCGUCAGUUUGAAAAUUAAAAGUGAAAUUUAAAAGAAAAAAAAGGCUAUUUUAAUGUAAAUAUAUAUAUAUAUUUAUAAAAGAGAGAGAGAGAGACUGUUGUGACUUUAUAUAAUAUGAAUCAAAACUGUUGUUGGGGAGGAGGAGGAGGAGGAGAAAAAUAUAAAGUUGAAAAAUCUUGUAAAAAUAAAUAAAUACAUAUUUUUAUUAUAA